UUGAGUGAGAAUUAAGUCAUUCACUUUAUUUUUGGAAGUAGUUUGUAUGUGCGGCGUGACUAUAUAAUUGUUCAUAUAUUAUUGGAGCUAAUAAAGUACGUGAAAAGAAAAAUAUUGAUUGCAUUUGCAGUUGGCGUGUUGUUAUUUGUGUACUGUAGACGGAGAUGAACAUCCCUGAUUGUGGAGCUUGUGAAACAGAUCUAGCAGUGAACCUCGUGUGUGAUGUUAAUAAUGAGUACGUAUAUCCUCAUCACAUACGCAAAUAGUGCCACAGCUGUUUGUGAAAUGUUGCAGUAGUUACCAUCGUGGGAAACUUUCAUUGCUACUGUCGCUUUCAUUCGCUACCUAUUCCCCGAGGAAGCACACAGGACCCUAUUGCCACUUUAUACUGCGGGUAUCACACCAAAUGGCAUGAACUUACAUCUCAACCAUGAGCAGGUAUUCAGGUGAUUCAUUCCGCUGGAGACGUGGGUCUGGAGGGAGAAAUAACGAUGCAGCAGGUCACAGUGGACAUCACUGGCCUCCAGGUGGACCUGGGAAUCAAGGAUAUCCCAAUCAUAAGUUUUCUUUGUUGCCUGAUCCAUAUAUGAGCUUUGAACAACAGCCAACAUGGACACCAAAUUCGCUUAUGCCAUGGUUACAGCAGGAAUCAUGGGGGUGGCAACAAGUACCCCAAGCCACAGGAUUUGUGCCUGGUGGUGCUAAUUUUUCAAAACUGCCACCAAAGACACACACUGAGCAACAGAAACAACAACAGUUGAAUCGUCAAAAGCAACAGAAGCAAUCUAAAAGUCAAAAGCACAAUAAGCAACAGCAGAACCUUCACCACCACCACAACCAACAGCAGCAGCAGCAGCAACAGCAGCAAAAGCAACAGCAACAAAAGCAACAGCAACAAAAGCAACAGCAAAAGAAGCAGCAACAACAAGAACUACAGCAGCAGCAGCAACAACAACAGCAGCAGCAAAAACAGCAACAGCAGCAAACGAAAGCAAAUGUUGAAAAGAAAGCAGGAGGGAAUCAGUUACAAAAAAUUGAAAGCCGACAAAAACCAAAUCCACCUCCUGGAUCAGAAGAGGCUAGGCGAAAGGCCCUUGAAUCCACAACUGAUAAGCUCAAACGUUGCUUAAGUAGCAUGGGGCAGGAGCGCACUGAGGUUUGUCAUCCAAUAUCAGUAAUGUUUUCUAGUAUCAGUUGAGUUGCUAGUAUUAUCUUUCACCUUCUGUAGCUUUCUCUUCUUUAUUUCUCCUCGAUAAAUUGUUUUAAUGCUUAUUUGUACAUCUCACCUUGCAAAUGGAAGAUUAUAGGAGGAGGCUGAGAUGAGGAAGUGGUAGGAGAGAAGAGGAGUGCUUAACAAGUCAAAGCAUUUGUGUGUGCUUUUUUUCAUUAUCUGGCACAGAGUGCAAAGGGAAGCUUUUUCAAAAUGAGGUGAUUAUUUUAAACAAAAAGAGCAAACAGUGGAAAUGAAAAUGCUUUCCUGUUGUACUACUGAGUACUGAUGUUUGAAAUCUCAUAUGAUUGCUUAUUACUCAUUUCAUGUGAAGCCCAUUGUACAGUGAUAUUAACUAAAUAAAUACUUAGCUUAUAAAAUUUGCACAACUAAUAAGCAUCUAGAUUACCUUAUAUUGAACUGAAUAUGAUUAUGUAGCUUUAGCACUGUUUUACUGUCUUUCUUUUUGAUGAAUAACUGUGUGAUCCAGUGGCUUAGUUAGACAAUUACGUGUUAUAAAUAUCUGUGACAAACCAGUUGCAUCACAGAAACAAAAAUGUAUGACGUGUGCAUACU
Molecule: messenger RNA, 1786 nt
Organism: Schistocerca cancellata (South American locust)
Lineage: Eukaryota; Metazoa; Arthropoda; Insecta; Orthoptera; Acrididae
Product: ras-interacting protein RIP3-like
Exons: 3
Coding region: 431-1198 (255 amino acids)
Source: RefSeq, a predicted model, not a curated record